This is a messenger RNA of Orbicella faveolata, 1266 nucleotides long. RefSeq lists its product as uncharacterized. The record is from RefSeq and is a predicted model, not a curated record. NCBI's taxonomy places the organism in Eukaryota, Metazoa, Cnidaria, Anthozoa, Scleractinia, Merulinidae. Gene Ontology annotation, molecular function: ATP hydrolysis activity; ATP binding; RNA binding.
GUGUGCUCGCCUGAAUCCGGGUGAAUCUUUUUCGGCAUUUCAGUGAGAGUAAUCGCUUUACAUUCCUUGAUGCAAUCUGUCAUUUUAAAAAGAUUCGGUAUCCAGCAGCUCUUACGGAACAACUUACAUCUAAGACAUGUAAAUUGCGCGCGUUGUUUUGCCUCAAAUAGCUCAAAGCAACCCAAAGAGGACGAAACUCUCAAUGGUUUAUCAGAUGUUAAAAGGACACAUUUUAAGCUUAGAAAGAAAACAAAGAAACAUGGCCCAGAUACUGAUUUUAUGCAGUUGUGGAGUACUUCAGAAGGCUACAUUCAAACUAUGUACAAGGAAGCAAAGACAGGAACGAAAAAACCCAUGCGAAAUACAUUUUGGACUCAAAAUGUAAGCACACUACCCCUAGCCAGUGAACUGACGGAGGAAGAAAGAGAGGAACUUCUUGAAGAUGACUGGUCAGUGGAUUUCAGAAUCCCCGAAGCGGGGGAUUUUGCAAGUUUAACCCCAGUGUACAAGUCAUUGACAGAAGAGGAAGGUGAAGAAAUUCUGGAAAGAAAAGGUAAUGAACUUGAGAGGGAAGAAGACAAGUAUGCAAAGAAAGAAUCUGAUGCUGUUGACACUUCAAAAAUCGUAUCCUUUCAAGACUUUGAUCUUCAUCCAAAACUUGUUGAGAAACUAAAUAGAGAUGGUAUUACCAUGCCAACAGCCAUCCAGAAACAAGCAAUUCCACUGAUCUUUAAAAGAAAGAGUCUCCUAAUUCAGUCAGAGACAGGAUCUGGUAAAACACUGGUGUUUUUGUUGCCUGCUCUUCAAUUUCCUGGAAAGGCAUUUGGUACAGUGAUUAUUGUACCCACUAGAGAAUUGGCCAGUCAAUUGCUGUUUGAGACACGUCGUCUUCUUGGAGACAAAACUAUUGUGGAGUCUUUUGUGAGUGGUAUUGAUCUGAGUAAACAGGAAGCAAGAUUGAAAGACAACAAAAGAAAACCUUUGAUAGUCAUUGGGACUGCAAAGAAGAUCCUUGAAAUCGUCGACAAGGAUCCCUCUCUUGUACAGCACACAAAAACUAUCGUGAUUGAUGAAGUAGACAAAGUUCUUUUGCCGCUUCAUAGAAAGACUCCAUUUAAGAAGCUAACCCACCGAGAGAACCAUCCCAGACCAGCAAAAUUGUUAGUGGAGAAGAUCCUUAAGACCUCUAAAGUAAGCGGACUUUUUUUAUUUCAACACUGUUCUGCACAUCCAGGUACUAUUAAUUAUUAAAAGCUUAAUGUACCA